AUGGAAUCUUCUUGUUUUCCACCCCUGGGUUCUCUCAGUUUGAGAGAAUCUAAAAAAUGUAAAAAUUACGGUAAAGAAUCGCGAAGGUCAAUAACGGGUCCUCCGAACGUUGUCUUAUCGUCAGAUGAUGAUGAUAAUAACGAAUUCGGUCCGAACGGGAAAAUCGAAAUACUUCAAGAUUUGGAUCUUUAUUACAUUCGUCAAAUAGCUCAUAAUCUCAAGGGUGACGGUGAUAAUUGGAAAACCGGAAGUACACAAAAUUGA
This is a messenger RNA of Pediculus humanus corporis (human body louse), 264 nucleotides long. RefSeq lists its product as uncharacterized. The transcript is spliced from 2 exons. Bases 1 to 264 code for a protein of 87 amino acids. NCBI's taxonomy places the organism in Eukaryota, Metazoa, Arthropoda, Insecta, Psocodea, Pediculidae. The record is from RefSeq and is a predicted model, not a curated record.